CUUUCCACGCCUGAGAAGACGUGUAGGGGCUGGGUUCGGCUCUCGUGAACUCUGACCCGAACGCGUCGGUUUCUCUUUCCGGGACAAGAUGGCGCCGUCCACGCCACUCCUGGCAGUCCGAGGGUCAGAAGGACUCUACCUGGUGAACGGACCACCACAUUUUACAGAAAGCACCGUGUUUCAAAGGGAAUCUGGGAAAAACUGCAAAGUCUAUGCCUUUAGUAAGGACGGGACCUUGUUUGCCUGGGGCAACGGAGAAAAAGUAAAUAUUAUCAAUGUCACUAACAAGAGACUGCUGCACUCCUUCGACCUCCCAAAGGCAGUCUGCCUUGAGUUCUCGCCAAAAAAUACCAUCUUGGCAACGUGGCAGCCUUAUACUACUUCGAAAGAUGGCACAGCUGGGACACCCAACCUACAACUUUAUGAUGUGAAAACUGGAACAUGUUUGAAGUCUUUUAUCCAGAAAAAAAUGCAAAAUUGGUGUCCUUCCUGGUCAGAAGAGGAAGCUAUUUGUGCCAGAAAUGUUAACAAUGAAGUUCACUUCUUUGAAAACAACAACUUUAAUACAAUUGCAAAUAAACUGCAUUUGCAAAAAAUUAAUGACUUUGUGUUAUCACCUGGACCCCAACCAUACAAGGUGGCUGUCUGUGUCCCAGGAAGUAAGGGCGCGCCCUCAUUCGUUAGGUUGUAUCAGUACCCCAACUUUGGUGGACCUCAUACAGCCCUAGCCAACCGAAGUUUCUUUAAGGCUGACAAGGUUACAAUGCUGUGGAAUAAAAAAGCUACUGCCGUGUUGGUGAUAGCUAGUACAGAUGUUGACAAGACGGGAGCUUCCUACUACGGGGAGCAAACGCUGCACUACAUCGCAACCAACGGGGAGAGUGCCGUUGUGCAGUUACCAAAGAAUGGCCCCAUUUAUGAUGUAGUUUGGAAUUCUAGUUCUACCGAGUUUUGUGCUGUUUAUGGUUUUAUGCCUGCCAAAGCAACCAUUUUCAACCUGAAAUGCGACCCUGUGUUUGACUUUGGAACCGGCCCCCGUAACGCAGCCUACUUUAGCCCUCAUGGACAUAUAUUGGUAUUAGCCGGAUUUGGAAACCUGAGAGGGCAGAUGGAAGUGUGGGAUGUGAAAAACUACAAACUUAUUUCUAAACCAGUGGCCUCUGAUUCUACGUAUUUUGCUUGGUGCCCAGAUGGCGAGCAUAUCUUAACAGCCACAUGUGCUCCCAGGCUACGUGUUAACAACGGGUACAAGAUUUGGCAUUAUACCGGCUCUGUCUUACACAAGUAUGAUGUGCCAUCCAAUGCAGAAAUAUGGCAGGUUUCUUGGCAGCCGUUUUUAGAUGGAAUAUUUCCAGCAAAAACAAUAACUUACCAAGCAGUUCCAAGCGAAGUACCCAGUGAGGAACCUAAAGUUGCAACAGCUUAUAGACCCCCGGCGUUAAGAAAUAAACCAAUCACCAAUUCUAAACUGCACGAGGAGGAACCACCUCAGAACAUGAAACCACAAUCUGGGAGUGAUAAGCCGUUAUCAAAAACAGCCCUUAAAAAUCAGCGGAAGCAUGAGGCUAAGAAAGCUGCAAAACAGGAAGCAAGAAGUGACAAGAGUCCAGAAUCGGCACCUACCCCUGUCCCACCCAGCGCACCACGGAACACUGGCCCCCAGUCAGCUUCUGGAGACCCUGAGAUAGACAAAAAAGUGAAGAACCUAAGGAAGAAACUGAAAGCAAUUGAACAACUGAAAGAACAAGCAGCAACUGGAAAACAGCUAGAAAAAAAUCAGUUGGAGAAAAUUCAGAAAGAGAAAGCCCUGCUCCAGGAGCUGGAAGAUUUGGAAUUGGGCCUUUGAAGAUUCACGGAAAGGAAGUUGGUUCCCAGAAAUCAGUGCAGACACAUCUUCUGUUAAACCCACUGUCUUACUGGAGUAUCUGUGCAGCCACACUGCACUUCCUUCUGUAAUUGUAGCCACUUCUCCAAGA
This is a messenger RNA of Loxodonta africana (African savanna elephant), 1976 nucleotides long. It is a transcript of the gene EIF2A, whose product is annotated as eukaryotic translation initiation factor 2A. Gene Ontology annotation, molecular function: mRNA binding; ribosome binding; protein binding. Gene Ontology annotation, cellular component: cytosolic small ribosomal subunit. Bases 89 to 1846 code for a protein of 585 amino acids. The record is from RefSeq and is a predicted model, not a curated record. The transcript is spliced from 14 exons. Gene Ontology annotation, biological process: translational initiation. NCBI's taxonomy places the organism in Eukaryota, Metazoa, Chordata, Mammalia, Proboscidea, Elephantidae.